This is a messenger RNA of Corticium candelabrum, 2287 nucleotides long. Its product is annotated as gamma-aminobutyric acid receptor subunit alpha-2-like. Lineage: Eukaryota; Metazoa; Porifera; Homoscleromorpha; Homosclerophorida; Plakinidae. Gene Ontology annotation, biological process: nervous system process; signal transduction; monoatomic ion transmembrane transport. Gene Ontology annotation, cellular component: synapse; neuron projection; plasma membrane. Bases 14 to 2047 code for a protein of 677 amino acids. The transcript is spliced from 10 exons. Gene Ontology annotation, molecular function: transmembrane signaling receptor activity; neurotransmitter receptor activity; extracellular ligand-gated monoatomic ion channel activity. The record is from RefSeq and is a predicted model, not a curated record.
CGAGAUCUGCAAGAUGGCGUUGAGCUACGCAAGUGUUGACUUGUGUCUUGUGGUAGUCAUUCUUGCUCUGAACAUCGUACCAGGCAGUAGGGCACUGAAUGCUGAAGACUUCAAUACUAGCUCUGCAACGACAUGGUCUAAUCAAGAAAUAACGUUUAAUGCAAUUUAUGGUCUGCUCAACUCCACCAACUACAGUAACCACGUGUUGCCUCACCAUGCAUCUCAUGCAGCAGCAUUAGCAACCAAUGCUAUCACACAAAUAACACCAAAGGCUUUUAUACUACGAGUUGGUGACAUUUCAAUGGAUAACGUUUUUAACGUGGAUUUUUAUUUUACUCAACUUUGGGUGGAUCCACGAUUAGACGGACUUUUGCACAACGUAUCAAAGUUUAGAUUAAGACAAGAGAUGAUAAACAAACUGUGGCUACCGGACACCAUCAUUCGAAACAGCCAAGAAUCCACUUACCCAGAUUACAGCAAACAAGACAACGACGAAGUAGUUAUUCUCCGUCCAGGUGGUGUAAUCGAGUAUACAAGCAGAAAUUCGGAAUUUACGACGUGGCUGAAAUCUGAUGAAGAAGCAACGUUUACUGCAAUUUUUGAGGUGCUUAACUCUUCCAAUUACAGUAACAACAUGUCACCUCACAUAGCAUCUCGUAAAGGAGCAAUAACAAGCAAUGACAUUACAACAAUAACACCAAAAGUGUACAUACUACGAGUUGGUGAUAUUACAAUGCAAAACGAUUUCAGUGUGGAUUUCUACUUUACUCAACGUUGGGUGGAUCCACGAUUAGAUGGGGUCUUGCAUAAUAUGCCCAAGUUUCGACUAAAAAACCGAAAGAUGAUAGAAGAAGUGUGGCUACCGGACACCAUCAUUCGAAACAGCCAGGCAUCCAGAUACCCGGAUUACAGCAGACAAGACAUCGACCAAGUUGUUGUCCUCCGUCCAGGUGGUGAAGUCAAGUAUACAAGCAGAGUAAGUUCUGCAUGUUUUUGUUCUCUUGAUCUUCAUUGGUAUCCGUUUGAUGAGCAACAUUGUAAAGUUGAAUUUGAGUUCAUGAGCUAUGAUGUAAACGAGUUGGUAUAUAGUGAACCAAAAUAUUUUCAAUGUGUGAGUCUGGCUCCAGGUGCUACUCUUCCUACCCAAUAUAUUUUGCUGAAUGACACAAUCAAGAAGUGUACUGUGCACAACUUGACGUAUGUAAGAGGAGAAAUAGGAGGUCAUGGCAUUGCAAAGGAAAUAUAUUCGUCGUUCUACAUUGAUCUACACUACAAGCGAAAUUCUGCACCAAUUAUCAUCCGAUCCUUCGUUCCCGCAAGUCUCAUAGCGUUUAGUGCAUACGUCAGCCUGUACUUCAACAUCGAGCCACCACAAGCGAGAGUUGCUCUCACAAUCACGUGCUUCCUUCUCUUAAUAACUCUAACCGUAACAAACCGCCGAACGAAUUACAUCGACUACCUAACAGCCGCAGAUUACUACGUUUUUUUGUGCAUCAUUUUCAUCUUUAGUUGUCUCUUGGAGUUAGCGAUUGUGCAUCGAAUUUAUCAUUGGAAGGACGGGGAGAAUGUUGUGUGGACACGGUCCAAAAAUUUAUACAAAAAAAUACGAAAAAAUUCAACAUACUCUACCAGAAAAGGUUCAAAUGCUAUUGAAAUGGAGACAGUACCUGCACCGCAUUCUGAAGACAAAAAAUUGAAAUCCCCUGAGACUCAGAGUAGAAGCAAUGUUAGUAACGAAGAGACAACAUCAUCUGGACAAGAAAAAAAGGUCAGUUCAGAAUGGCAAGCUACCAGAAAAGGUUCAAAUGCCAUUGAAAUGGAGACAGUACCUGCACCGCAUUCUGAAGACGAAAAAUUGAAAUCCCCUGAGACUCAGAGUAGAAGCAAUGUUAGUAACGAAGAGACAACAUCAUCUGGACAAGACAAAAAGGUCAGUUCAGAAUGGCAAACUAGAGCUCAACAUGUAGACGAGUUCCUGCGUGUUGCAUUUCUUGUUGCCUAUGUGUUGUCCAACAUCAUCUACGCCGCUGUUGUUGCUAACAAGUAAGAUCCUGUCACUUCAGUCCUGACUAUUUUCUGAUUGAUCACGAACUCAAAUUAAUUCAUCGUAUGCAGGGCAAAGUAAACGCGUUUUGUAUUUCAAUCGGUACGCUCGUUGUUUGUUUGUUUGUUGUCAAUGUCAAGGUUUGUCAACACUAGCAGUGACUUUGAUAUUUGGGAUAUUUUUAGAUUGAUGUUGUAGUUUUGUAGCAAAAGUAACUUGUCUACACAAUAAAACUGCAAAACA